AUGGCGACAUCAAAGCUAGUGUACCGGAAGCGGCCUGACGGCGGCGACGAGGGACAGGGCGGAGCGGCGGCGGCCGAUGCGGCUGUUGAGGCAACGGGUACUGGGCAGAGCAGCAGCAAUCUGCCGAUCCCGCUGCCUGUGACGCUGUCUGAGCGGUGGCGCAAGUGGGUGGUGCGGACGAUCACGACGUGGACGCUGAUUGGCAUCUUCUCGCUCAUUGUGCAGCAGGGCCCGAUUGCCAUCUCCGUCUCGAUUGUGCUGCUGCAGAUGGUGGCCUUCCGCGAGGUGGUCAACAUCGGUUACCUGUGGAAUGUGGAGAAGCAACUGCCGCUGUUCCGGGUCCAGCAGUGGUACUUCCUGCUGGUGGCCUUCUACGCCGUGUACGGCAAGGGCACGCAGCUGUACCUGCUUCCGAUGAUGGGCGAGGUGGUGCCGGGCUUUGGCUGGACGCUAAACCACCACUCGUUUGUGGCGUUCUGCGGCUGGGUCUGCGGCUUUGUCGUCUUUGUCGUCUCGCUCCGCAAGGGCUCGUACAAAUACCAAGUGGCCCAGUUUGCGUGGACUCACAUGUGCCUGCUCCUUGUCAUCCUGCCCAACAUCUUUGUCAUCCGCAACACCUUUAACGGCCUCUUCUGGUUCCUCCUUCCCUCGACGCUCAUCUUUGUCAACGACAUCACAGCCUACAUGUGGGGCUUCCACUUUGGCCGUACGCCGCUCAUCCAGCUCUCGCCCAAGAAGACCUGGGAGGGCUUCAUCGGCGGAGGGCUCUGCACCCUCAUCUGGGGCUUUGUCUUCCCGGCAUGGCUCGUCUCGCACGAGUGGCUCAUCUGCCCGCGCGCCAUCGAGAGCUGCACCCUCAACCCGGUCUUUACGCCGACCGCAUACGAGCUGCAGUCUGCGCUCGCCGCCUCGAUCCUCGCCAAGCUCGGCUUUACCGUCGUCGGCACCGCCGUCGUUCUCAUCCCCGUCCAGCUCCACGGCCUGGCGCUGGCCUUCUUUGCCUCGGUCAUCGCCCCUUUUGGCGGCUUCUUUGCCUCGGGUGUCAAGCGGGCGUACAACCUCAAGGACUUUGCCAACCUGCUCCCCGGCCACGGCGGCAUCAUCGACCGUGUCGACUGCCAGUUCCUCAUGGCUACGUUUACCUACAUGUGGUACAUCAACUUUAUCAACAAGUACGACCUUUCGCUCCCAGACCUCAUCGUCCAGCUCCAGUCGCUGUCCGAGGGCGAGAUCGCCGAGGUAUGUGCCCAGAUCCGGUGCGCUGCCCCGUAGCCCUGAGUGUUGAUAACACAAAACACAUAUACGCACA
This is a messenger RNA of Thecamonas trahens ATCC 50062, 1309 nucleotides long. RefSeq names its product phosphatidate cytidylyltransferase. Lineage: Eukaryota; Apusomonadida; Apusomonadidae. Gene Ontology annotation, molecular function: phosphatidate cytidylyltransferase activity. Bases 1 to 1272 code for a protein of 423 amino acids. The transcript has 2 exons. The record is from RefSeq and is a predicted model, not a curated record. Gene Ontology annotation, cellular component: endoplasmic reticulum membrane.